Messenger RNA from Sinocyclocheilus anshuiensis, 374 nucleotides. Its product is annotated as eukaryotic translation initiation factor 4 gamma 1-like. The record is from RefSeq and is a predicted model, not a curated record. Lineage: Eukaryota; Metazoa; Chordata; Actinopteri; Cypriniformes; Cyprinidae. Bases 78 to 374 code for a protein of 98 amino acids. The transcript has 5 exons.
GUCUCUCUCUCUUUCUCUCUCUCUCUCUGGUUCAGGUUUUGUCAGUACUGCGUCUCGAUGCAGAUGCUCCAGGUGAAAUGAAUAAGGCACCUCAGCCUCUGUCAGGACCCCCCUCCGCCCCGCUUCCCGCGCCCACCCCGGGCCUGUCCCAGCCCAGUUUUUCUCCUGUUCCGCCAAUUGUGUUCGGCACCCCUCCGCCACAGAUGAACCCCGCCGCCCAACCCCGACAGUUUGCCUCAGGUCCUAGGGCUUUACCACAACAGGGAGGAUUCAGGUCACUGCAGCCGUACUAUACCAGUCGGCCCACUUUACCCGCCAAUUCUGGGCGUGUCCAGCCAAGCCCCGCCCCUCCGGCCCUCCCUGCAUACGCAUGA